Messenger RNA from Guillardia theta CCMP2712, 587 nucleotides. RefSeq lists its product as hypothetical. The record is from RefSeq and is a predicted model, not a curated record. Lineage: Eukaryota; Cryptophyceae; Pyrenomonadales; Geminigeraceae. The transcript is spliced from 9 exons. Bases 27 to 488 code for a protein of 153 amino acids.
AGCAGGGCCGGCUACCUUUAUCUCCGAUGGGCCUCUUAUCAUUGCUGGGAGUCACUAAGAAUGGAAACUCAGCUGUCCCCCAGCAGAAUGCGGUGGAAUCGACCCCUCAAGCAAAGAGCACCAUGGACAUCGUGCAGGGAGGGCUGGCGCACAAGGGGGUCGUCACCACGUCAGAUGAAGACUACGACUUCGAGGAUAUCGAGACCACUAAGCUGAGACAUGGAAUCCAGCCAAGACAGCAGAAGAAGCAAGUCGUGAAGCAUUCAUGGGGAGAAAUCGCGUUAGGAACGGCACAAUCGUGUGCAGUGAUGGGGUGCUUCGGUGCUCUCAUGGGUCUCUCGGUCGGGGCCAUCACUGGCCCCAUCUUCGCUCCUCCUGGUCACCGACUUCCAGUAACCAUCGCGUUGAUGAAGAGACAGUCAGUGUGGUUCGGCGUGAUCUUCGGAGGAGGAGGAGGCAUAGUCAGUGCUGUGCGCAAAUAUGCUUGAGCAGCUACCAGCUCUACCUCGCGUCACCUCCACCUGAGGCACUCGACAGAGUGUCCACAACUGCGCAAGCUGAACAAUGAAAGUCUGUUUGAACUUGAA